Messenger RNA from Seriola aureovittata, 7588 nucleotides. It is a transcript of the gene b4galnt4a, whose product is annotated as beta-1,4-N-acetyl-galactosaminyl transferase 4a. The transcript is spliced from 20 exons. The coding region runs from base 1522 to 5421 and encodes 1299 amino acids. The record is from RefSeq and is a predicted model, not a curated record. Lineage: Eukaryota; Metazoa; Chordata; Actinopteri; Carangiformes; Carangidae. Gene Ontology annotation, cellular component: Golgi cisterna membrane. Gene Ontology annotation, molecular function: acetylgalactosaminyltransferase activity.
GAUGGGCGUACUGAGCUGUGCAGUGAAAGCAGAUACCCUUACGUGUUUCAUUGUAGCAAAACAAAACCAUGUUCCCUCCUGGUUUUGCCACAGCUUGUUGCUGGUUUCUCCGCGGCACCUUUCCUGGAGCUCAGCCGGGUUUUUUUUCUCCCUGCGCGCGGUGACCAGCGGGUUGGACGAUGGUAUUGCGGCGUUUUAAUGGGAAAAAAGCUCAUGACAGAAUAACAACACACGGCAGUGCACCGCUACUAGCUCCACAUAUCAGUGUUUGUUUGUUUCAUCCGGAUGUGGGUCUUUGUGUGUGAUCUCUCUCCUACGCACGGGGCACUCGGACAACGCAGGUACUUUGGGAGAAUUGGGUAAAAUGCACCUGCCGUGAGGCGAGGACCAACCGGAGCACAUGGACAUCUGUUCCCUGGACCUCAAAUCGGAAAGUCACAACUGAGUAUUUCUGUCAAACCUUUGUUGCAACGCCGCCAUGGAGCCUGCACAGUUUUUAAUCUACAUCGGUUUAAUAUUUACUCGUCGUAGCGGGGCUUCAAACCCGCCCGAGUAUGAGGAUGACAGCUGAUCGCCCCUCCUCUCCCGGGACUUCAGUAAAAAACGCGCUCCAUCUGAAUCCGCUGCCCUCGAUUGGAAGCCACAGUCUCAGUUUCAGCCGUGUUUAACAAUAGAUGGAGCGCAGAGGGCUGUGACAUUUGUUUGAUUACCACCCCUUAACCUUUCCCCUGAUCAGGUUACUUGCCACUCACUGCUAUAUAUUUCUCUGAAGGCCCUUUUAUUUCGUUUGUACUCAUUUUGGAAAGAUUGAUUCAUCCGUCUGUUGUGCAGGAAAACUGUCUUUCUGCAGGAGGUGUUCAGUGUUGCAGCUCUGUGGAGAUGUCCGAUCACCUUUCCACAUGGAAACUACAUUUCUCUUCUUGCUCUUUGACACUUUGCGUUAAACCCACGUCGGAGGAUGAUCCUUGAGUAGCCGAUAAAAUAAUCAGCGUCGGGGUGUGCAAAGGCUUGAGCUACAGGGGAUUUAUGUAGAUUAUCGCCGGACUGCUAUUUUGUUCCCCCGGUCACACUCUUAACUGAACUUAGCGGCUUUUGAUCUGCAGCCUUUUCCCUGCUAACCCCAGCCGCCUGAAGAAAAAAAAAAAACUCCAGCAGGAGAAGCCUGUUUAUAAGCCACGCUAUUCAUAGGGAAAGGGAGAAACCGGCUUGCAUUCAUAAGCAAUGACUGCCAGAGAGGUGUUUGGACCCAGAUCUGAGGAUACGACGAGUUUGGCACCGCUGUCACCCCGUGGAUCCGCGGGAAUGAGACGCGCUUCGAGGCUGUAGUUCACACACCCUGUUUACACGCAGGCUGCCAGGCUGAGAUGCCGUCGCUGUGACCAGGGUUGAGGGGGGGAGGAGGUAGCCCGUCAGUGUACAGCCGAGGACAGCCAGAAAUAAAACACAGCAGCGCCGAACAACCACCUUCCGGACCCGUUUUGACUAUCUACCGGGCGGCUACCGGAGGAUGUUUGAGCCAGGAUGCUGCGCUUCCCCGUGAAGAAGAUCCGGAAGCAGUUCAAGCUCCUGCUGCUGCUGGUACUGCUCACCUCCGCCGUGUGGUUCACCUACCUGCACAUCAACCAGGGCAAGACCAUCAAACUCCACUUCAACUACGGGAAAGAUGGAGAGAGACAGACGGAGGGGACGGACGCCAGCCGUAAGAGGGACACUCGCUCCUCAGCCGGCCACCACAAGAGUGAGGACACCAGCGACAGCAGGGAGGACGAGGCGGCAGAUGAUGAGCCAAUCACAGGAGGGGCCAAUGGCAGAGACAAUACCCACGUCCGGAAGUUCCUCAGCCAGCGCCACAAGAAAUUUCCAUGGAAACCAGAGUAUAAGGGCCAGGCCAACCUGCAUGUGUUCGAGGACUGGUGCGGCUCCUCCAUAGCCCAGCUCAGAAAGAACCUGCACUUCCCUCUCUACCCUCAUACCAGAACCACAGUGAAGAAGCUGGCAGUAGCUCCGAAGUGGAAGAACUAUGGCCUGAGAAUAUUUGGCUUCCUUCAUCCUUACAGAGAUGGUGAUUUCCAGUUCUCGGUAUCGUCUGAUGAUAACUCUGAGCUGUGGCUGAGUCCUGAUGAAAGCCCUCUCAACGCCAGACUGCUAGUCUAUGUAGGACAGCUGGGUACAGAGUGGACCGCUCCAGGCGAGUUCAGCAAGUUCAGGUCCCAGUCCUCCAAGUCUGUGCACCUGAUCUCAUCCAGACGAUACUACUUCGAGAUCCUCCACAAGCAGGAUGACAAGGGCUCGGAUCACGUGGAGGUUGGGUGGCGUCCAUUCCUCCCCGGUCUGAAAUAUGAAGUGAUAGACUCAGCCUACAUCUCCCUGUACACAGAUGAGUCCAGUUUGAAGAUGAACAGUGUUGACCACAUCCCCCAGACCUUGGCUAGUCACAUCCGUCUCCCUGAGGAGUCUCAGCCCCAGGGUGUGGAAGGAGGCAGCAGCAUCAUGCAGCACGGAGCGGAUAUGCUGAAGCCGGACCCCAGGGACACCUUCUACAGCAGUAAACCUGCCGCUCCUAUGAUCGACCCCUCCCGCCUGGAAAACGUUCUGCCGGCCUGUCUCUACUCGCCAACCUACGUGGUCAAAGAUUUUCCCAUCGCUAGAUAUCAGGGCCUGCAGUUUGUUUAUCUAUCCUUUGUCUACCCCAAUGACUUCACACGUCUCACCCACAUGGAGCGAGAGAACAAGUGUUUCUACAGAGAGUCUCCUAUCUACCUAGAAAAAUUUGGCUUCUACAAAUAUAUGAAGAUGGAUGAGGAGGAAGAUGACAGACCGUUCUUCUUCCCCAAUCCAGAUGAUUUCCUAGAGGAAGAGGAGGUGGUCGAAGGUGAGGACGAGGCAGAGAUCGUUGGCACACAGUCGCCCAAGAAGCCCUCUCAUCCCAGCCUGACCAGCCACACCUCCAACCCCUCCCAUCAGCACUCAAAGCCCGGGCCCACACCGGCCGGCAGAGAGGGGGAGGAAGAGGAGGUGGACCCCGAUGAUGAUGAGGAGGGAGCAGUCAACAAUCAUAUCAUCCGCCGCAGAGAAAGGAGACACUUUCUGCACAGAGAUGGACAGAUGGGUAGGGAAUCGGACAGAGACUGGGGACGAGAUCACACAAGAGGGAGCAUUAGACAGGAUUCAAGAAAGGGACUCGACGAGCCUCAACCCAGGCUGCCUGAGCCUGAUACUGACAAUGUGGUCCGGGGCCGCUCCCUGUCCUGGAUCCACACUGGUCCUGUAGAGCAGGGCCCUGGCAGGAAAGGAGGAGGAGCAGGUGGUGGAGGAGGAAGAGGAGGAGGAGGAGGAGGAGGAGAGAAAGGAGCUGAGACUCCGCCUAAACUGAGCAAGUCUUCGCUCCUUUUCCCCCAAAAGUCCUCCCUCUCUGCCCUUGCCAGCCGUGCCAAGCAGAUCCUCAGCAACUCCGCCCACAGCAACAAUCCCUACGACAAGAACAACAACGCCCACAACAACAAGCUGGCUGGAAACAGGAAGGAGGAGAACAAGAUCUACAUCACCAGGCCUCGGCCCGCCAGGGAGAGGGAGAGGGAGAGGGAGCAGCGUCGAGAGAGGAGGGAGGAGAGGGCGUCUCGCCACCCCAGGGAGGUGUUCCCGGGAGUCUUUUUGUACCAAACUGGGAAGACCACAAGGCUGGUCAACCUGGGUGCCAAAGGACAUGCCGGGGGAGGGGUUACAGGAGGUAGGAGCCUUGUUAGUGCCCCUCAGCUCUGGCCCAACCCCCCCACAAAAGGGGGUAAGACAUCUCCUCACAAUGGAAGCAUCAACAUACAGAAUGAAAGUGUACAGAAGACUGUCAGGAGAUCAGCAGUGGCAAAACAACCAGAGAAAAGCAAGAGGAAAGGGGAGCAUCAGGAUUUAAAGACGACUGUCACGGCUGAUCUACCCAGCAAAGAAGGCCCACUAACUCCCAUAUCCCAUCACCAAGAUCCCCCUCCCCCUCUAGUUACCAUGCCAAGGUUAAACUCCACAGAAAACAUGCUCCAAGGUCAAUCGAGGGUCACCUCUUACCUCAAGAUCUCAGAGAUCACUGAGUCCCAGCAGCAGCCAGACCCGGACCCGGACCCCAACCCGGGGGAACUCGAAGAUACAAACCACUCUAAUCCAGACCCCGACCCGGAUCCCGAGCCGGAGCCAGAGGAGGGCGAGAUGUCGGACUACAGCUACGAGGAGGUGGAGGCUCGGCCAGGCUGGGCGGAGGAGAGCAUCAACUGGCAGAGGACCUUCUCAGUCAAUCCGAUGGACUUUGAGCUUCUGCGCUCUGACUGGAACGACCUGCGCUGCAAUGUGUCCGGCAACCUCCAGCUGGCAGAGAGCGAGGUGGUGGACGUGCUGGCGCAGUACAUGGAGAAACUCAACGAACGCAACGGAGGGAUCUACACCCUGCUGCGGAUUAUCAACGUGGAGAAGCGACGGGACUCGGCCAGAGGGAAUCGCUACCUGGUGGAGCUGGAGCUGAUGGAGAGGGGCCGCAGCGUGGUGCGUCUGUCAGAAUACAUUUACCUGCUGCUGCACCGCGGCAGGCAAGGGGAGGAAAGCCUAGAGAACACCGACUCUGCCCCGGCCUCGGCACCAGCUUCAGCCCCCUCCCCUGCUACAUCCAGCCUCGCCACCCCGCCGCCCCUUCCCUCCACCAAGUCCCCCGCCCGGCCCGGAGCGACGCCGUGGAGCACCGCCUAUGCUAAGCCUCUGCUCUGCCAGCCGGUCAUGCUGCAGUGGAGGAGAGAUGUCAUGGUGCACUUUGUGGUGCCGGUGAAGAACCAGGCUCGGUGGGUACAGCAGUUUAUCUCUGACAUGGAGAAUCUUCACCGCCAGACCAAGGAUGACAAUUUCAGCAUCAUCAUCGUCGACUUUGAGAGCGAAGACAUGGACGUGGAGCAGGCGCUCAGAGACAGCAGUGUGCCAAGAUACGAGUAUCUUAGGAGAGAGGGGAACUUUGAGCGCUCAGCGGGACUGCAGAUCGGAGUGGACACCAUUGAGGACAGUCACAGCAUCGUGUUCCUGUGUGAUCUGCACAUCCACUUCCCUCUCAACAUCUUGGAAAGCAUCAGGAAGCACUGUGUCGAGGGACGCCUUGCUUUUGCUCCCAUAGUCAUGAGACUCAGCUGUGGCAGUUCACCACGAGAGCCUGAUGGUUACUGGGAGGUAAAUGGCUUUGGCCUGUUCGGAAUCUACAAGACAGACUUUGAUAAGAUUGGAGGGAUGAACACAGAGGAAUUCAAAGACCGCUGGGGUGGAGAGGACUGGGAGCUGCUGGACAGGGUGUUGCAGAAUGGUUUGGAGGUUGAGCGACUACGCUUGAGACACUUCUUUCACUACUACCACUCCAAACGAGGCAUGUGGAACGCCCAAAACAAGAAAACUCCUAAGGGAUAGCGUUCCCUGCUGGUCGGAGGAUCCUGAAAACCUACCUGCAGAUCCACUGUGUGAGAGAGAGAGACCUCUGGUAGCUCGCUCCACUGCCUGAACUCUGCCUUUUCUUGAAGCCAGGCUCCUUUUCGGGGAUGCCUCUGUUUCGCCAGCGGCCCCUCUUGUAUGCUUGUCUGUAUGAGGAAACGGAGUCCAAAUGUGAACUUUGGAAGCGAGCUGUUUAUGCAGACAGAUCUGAGUCAUCACUUUGCCUCACUGACUGAACUACUGUACAGAGAGAAGAGAGUUAUUUUUGUUCUCCUUCUCUCUGCCCUUUUUUUGGCGCAAUGUUUUCAGACAGACUGGAAAGCAGCUGUUUUCGUGUGUGUGUUUGUGGGUAUGUGUGAGUAUGUGCUGUAUAUAUACAAGUGUGUGUGGGUGUGUUGCCGCUUGCGUGUGCUUAUGAUGACAGGAAGCACCUUUUUCUAACAAGGAGAUGAGAAGACAACCUAAGAUCUUUUUUUCUAACACGCUCUCACAUGGGAGCCUUAUAGAAUGUGUGACAACAUGUUAUUCCGAUAGAUUCAGACAUGGUGGCGUAGCUCGAGUAGAGGAACUAUGGUUUUGGUAAACACUAUUUCUAAAUACAUCAACUACUACCUGUUGAAUAUCAUUAACCAGUAUGACCGAGGUGCUGACGUUUUCCCGAUAUUUGAUAUAAUGAAACAAAAAGUUUCCUAAUCAGAGAAGCCCUUUUCCAAACAGACACUGACAGAUGCAUCAUCUUUACAUCUCUUCUGUCCCUCUCUCUUUUAUCUUCAAUUCAUCUUCAGCGUCACGGUAAUCUGUGUAUUUGUAUCUCUUGAAACGUUAUAUAGAGCCCUGCUGCUGUUUUGUAAUAUCAGUUUUACAUCCAGAUUACUGCUAGCUAUCGGUUAUGACUUGAUUCAUUUUGUUUCAUUAUCUGAAAUUUGUUUUGCUGUUAGUUAUUUAAAAGGGGUUUUCAUUUGUACGGACACUCUAAUAUUUGGGGGUGCUAUUUUCUGUUUUAAAACACUGAAUUUGUGAAUGGUUUACACUUUUAAACUCUACUGACGGUAUCCUUCAUUCCCUCCACAUCUCUAACCUCAUUGUCAACUGGAACGUGACACUGUAACAGGAGGGGAGCUGAGGACUACGACAGCUUUCUGACAUUUGAUUUGAAGUUGUCACACCAUUGUUUUUUAAGCAUUUUCUGAGCUGAGAAUUGCAUUUCAUAUAUUAAAUUUGGGGGAUUAAAACUUUAUCUCUCAUAUUAAAAAAUACCACGAGACAGGUUAAUGCUUCGCUGUUGAAAACGUCGACACUCUUCUUUUUAGCUUGUAUAAAGCUCCGGCAGGAGGGGAGAGCAGUUCAUGUGUCAGACACGAUGUGGCAAGGCAUGGCUGUUUCACAAAUGUGUGCCUUUAUCAGGGUUUGGCUGCAGGCAGUUUUUAAACUACUCUAAUGACAGAAGAGGGCAGGGACAGACAGAAGUACAAUGUUAUUUAUCAGCAGGCUGUAAUGUCACUGUAAAUUCAGAUACACUGUAAAAGAAGGAAAUAUGGUUCUCUUAAACAGAUUACAGAUGUGUCAGUCUGUUUGUUAUAUUACCUUAGAAGCAAGGAGUGUACUUUGCAAGCCAGUUGCCUCCGUUGGUGAGAUAGACAGAGAUGGUAUAAAUGACUACUGAGAGGGAACAGGAGGUGUCAUGGAGACUCACUGGCAGCUGCUGUCAAGCGGGACCCCACCUGCUCCCAUUAGUUUGGCUGGAGGCCGGGCUGCUAAUGCCUCUGUUUAUGCAACAUGGUACUUAUAUUGACGGGGAACGGCUGGAGGGCUCAAGACUGGACAUAUAUAUGGAUGAAAGCUAAUGAUCUGUUAUUGACUAUGCGAUUGUCAAAAAAUGCCCUCCAAGACCCUCUCUUUGCCUCUACAGGAAAAAAAAGGUCUAUUCUGUACGUCAUUUAACAUUGACAUGGGAUUAUUUAAAGAACAAAAGAAACACAUUAAAUAUAAGAAUAUAUAUAUAAGAAACAUAAAAAUGAAAAAUAGGAAUAUACAUUCCAAGGUAAUUUCUGUGAAAUUGUUUUGUAGAGAAAAGGUUUUAAGAAUGUAUUGUACUUUUAUUUUGAUUUGUUGGGUUUUUGCAAAUAAAAUUUUAUGCUUACGUCCA